UGGAGGAUUGGAGGCGAUGAGGCUGGGAAAAGUUCGGCGGUUGCCGAGGUAUUUGGGGGAAGAGGUUAAGGAGAAGGAGAAGGAGCAGAGUAAUGGCGGUCAGCAGAGUCAGCAGUAUCAGAGUCAUGGGGGUUUUGGAGAGAGGCGAGGGUUCGAGGGGAAGGCUUGCUCGAAGGCGGAGCAGGAGAGGAGGAAGGGGAUCCCGUGGACCGAGGAAGAGCACAGGCUGUUCCUCCUUGGCCUCGACAAGUUUGGGAAGGGUGAUUGGCGUAGCAUAUCAAGAAACUUUGUGGUAUCAAGGACUCCAACUCAGGUAGCAAGUCAUGCCCAAAAGUAUUUUAUCCGCUUAAAUUCCAUGAACAAGGAUCGCAGGAGAUCAAGCAUCCAUGACAUUACAAUGGUCAAUGGUGGUGAUGUAGCCUCUCCUCAGGGGCCAAUUACUGGUCAGUCCAAUGGAAAUCCUCCAGCUCUAGCUGCAUCAUCUUCUAUGAAACACCCUUCUCAGCAUCCCCAACACCCUCCAGCUAUGCCUGGGGUUGGAAUGUAUGGACCGCCUAUGGGUCAUCCUGUUACUGGUCAUAUGGUCUCUGCUGUCGGUACUCCAGUUAUGCUUCCUCCUCAUGGACAUCCACCUUAUGUUAUGCCCGUUGCUUAUCCAGUUCCACCAUCAUCAAUGCAUCAAUAGCUCCUCAUUGGAAACAUCUGCUGCCCAUCACCUUUGCGUUUGAUAAUGAGAAAUAACCCAGGUUUGAUGUUCUGAUUGUUGGGUGGGUUCCAUGCUACGCAUAUAUGUGUAUCUUCUAAUGUAUAGACAGUUGCACGUUGAUUUCAUGUUUUGUUCUCGAGAGAUAAGAUGCUUAAUUGCAUGUAUGUACAGCAAUUGCUCUUUGGGUACUUGUCUAUUUUGGUGCCAAUGUGAUGUAUAAUAAAAUAUAUAGAGAUCGAACUCUUUUUAUUAUGUGCCUUUCUUGGAACUUUGGAUGAUAAGACUAUUCCCGCUAAUUUGCUUCUUUUUCCGGAAGCUUUUUCUUCA
Messenger RNA from Asparagus officinalis (garden asparagus), 1033 nucleotides. RefSeq names its product transcription factor SRM1-like. The record is from RefSeq and is a predicted model, not a curated record. NCBI's taxonomy places the organism in Eukaryota, Viridiplantae, Streptophyta, Magnoliopsida, Asparagales, Asparagaceae. The transcript has 2 exons. Gene Ontology annotation, molecular function: DNA binding. Bases 17 to 685 code for a protein of 222 amino acids.